Camponotus floridanus (Florida carpenter ant) is the source of this 14476-nucleotide messenger RNA. RefSeq lists its product as uncharacterized. The record is from RefSeq and is a predicted model, not a curated record. Gene Ontology annotation, molecular function: lipid carrier activity. NCBI's taxonomy places the organism in Eukaryota, Metazoa, Arthropoda, Insecta, Hymenoptera, Formicidae. Bases 912 to 13757 code for a protein of 4281 amino acids. Gene Ontology annotation, biological process: lipid transport. The transcript has 27 exons.
UGAAAUUAGGUUGGCAAUAUACAUAUUCAUAACUAAUCAUUCUCGUCGAACAAUCGGUUUCCGGCCGUAUACCGGAUACGGGAGCGAUUUGAGGUGGUGUGUUUGUGUUUGUCCUUAUUUAAAUUUAUUUUUUAUCAUUUGCCCCUCCUUCCCUGUUAAAAGCUUAGCCAGCGAAAUAAUUUGAAACCGAUUCCAUGUGGACACCAUAUGGAGUCCAUGUGUUAUGCUGCGUUCUUAUCUUAUUCAUACAAAGACGAGUCUCUCCUGGAUCUCGUUGUGGACCGCUAUCUUAUCAAAGCCGAAAAAGACCUCUGACCUCUGUAAACACAAAAAGCAUUGGGAGACCUUUAACAUCUGAUCCUCUCCCUCGUCAUUCGGCCAUUCGCCGACUAGCCAGCAACGGAAACACUUAUUUAGCUGCACGUGGUGUGGAUGCCACAUACAUUCUCUCUACCUCCGUUUUCAUCUUCAAUCAAGUCGCCAAUCCGCACCCUGGUUUAUCUCUCGGGUGGUUAUCGUGGAUAUUUUUGUUGCAUGGGAGAAAGAGCUCAGCUGCCGUGAAUAACGACAGACUUUUGUCGAUAUCUUCGUAAAAUUUCAAAUUCCCAUAGAUCCAAGUGAAAACCUGAAAUGUAAUGUGAAAGUGGCAAAGAAAAACUGAAAAGAGACAGAAAGAGAAAAGGAGAAUAAAAGUAUAGUAACCAGUGUGCAAAAAUCAUUUAUCGCAAAAUUUCUCUUUCUGGCAGUGUUCAUCGAUUAAUAUUAAUCGAUCAGUUAGAUAGCAACGCAUCUUCCGAAAGACUGAUAUCCAACAUCGAGGAAUGAGGACUUGGGUAAGAAGGUGCCGAUCUUGAAGAACCUCUCGAAGAGUCCGGAAACGAUAUAAGAUUUGAGAAUUGGCACCGGAAAUCAUGAGGGCAAUACUGCUUUUUGCGUUCACAUGUGCGGUAUUAACUGCCGUGCGAGGAGAGAUUAGUACGGAUUCUGUGCCGUGUGGUCGAAUUAAAUGCAAGGUUCCAUUGGAAAGAAAAUUCAAAUAUCAAGAGGAAAUUCAUUAUGUGUACACAUACUCUGUGGACGUAAGCACAAAUCUGGGUUAUCGCCAUACAGUACCUCAUUAUCUCGGAAAUGAUUCAGCCUUGCAUAUCGAUGCUACUUUAUCCGUGCAUUUUAGCAGCCCCUGUGAGGGCACCCUUAAAAUCCUAAACGCCAGCAUUAGUCACGAUCGUAGCACGUAUAACGCCGAGUUCCCUGAUCAUGCCGGCUAUGAAUUUAAGACCAGUCUUGAGCGUUUUACAUUGAAAUUUACAUUCGACGAUGGGAUAAUCCACGAGUUGUGUCCGGAUCGACGAGAGCCAGUAUGGACGUUGAAUUUAAAAAGGGGCAUACUAUCGAUGCUGCAAAACAGCAUGCGACGCUUUGACAUAGACCACAAUGUUAACGAAGUGGAUGUUCACGGUGCCUGCGAUACUGAGUAUCAUCUGUACGAGGCAAAGCGAACCAGUUUGAUUGUAAAGAAAAGCAAAAAUCUUGCCGAUUGUGAAAACGGUCCCAAGUACUUUUCCGUAGUGCAGUCAAAUCCUUACAGAAGUCCGCGAAAACUACAUGGCCAAUAUGGAUUAUUCAAAUCACGGAGCGAUUGCGAGAUUACGAUUGACCAUAACGUCUACGAAAGAGUAGUCUGUGACGAGAUGCGAUUGUUACAACCACUCUCUAAUGGCGAUAAAGCUGGUGCCAGAACCGAUUCCCGGAUGGUUCUUCAACUGAUUCAGGAAACAAAGGAGACGAAUUUCUUCGAGGAAUUCGAAGAGAACGAAGAGAAUGAUGAAGAAAAAGAUGAAGAUAAUUUUAUUCAAGGUGUAUCUCUCACGAAGAGAACCACGUUACUAUAUGACCAUGCGAAGACGUUGAAGACCAUGCACGGCGAGUUGAGAACCUCCAGAGACUUACUGAAAAGCAUGUGUAGACUUACAGCGAAUACCGAUGAGUUGCAGCAGAGAUUCUCUGAAAUGUUUACCAAGUUCAUUCAUUCGGCUCGUUUUCUAGAUUAUCCUUUGUUGUCACAAUUGUUCUCGAGAGCUAAUAACAUUUGCAAAACUGGAAAGAAGCACGUCGUUGCUGCACUGCCAUAUCUAAACAGCAAUGCCGCGGUGAAUAUGAUGAAGGAUUUAAUAAUGAAGAGAUAUGUUAAUCAAGCAACUGUUAAUGAUUGGAUCAUUACUUUUGCUUUGUUUCCACGACCGGAUCACGAGACCAUCAAAGCUCUUUCGCAGCUAUUGGAUUUUCAGCAUCAAAUUCCCGAUGCCCAAUUUAUUCUUAGCUACUCUACUAUUAUUCACACAUAUUGCAGAAACAAUGAUAACUGUAUCGAUUUGGAAGAAGUGGAUACAUUCUUAUCGCAUCUUCAACAGAAAAUCUCACGAGGUUGCGAGCCUCGUCUUCACUCUCCUCCCGUGACGAAAGAGACAUUGGAAGCUUUGAAGGCAAUCGGUAAUAUGGGACUUGAAACAAAGAGUUUGCGAAGAAACCUGAAGAAAUGUAUUGAUGAUACUGGCGGAUUCUUACCUAUGGAAAUUCGCAUUGCCGCCAUUGAUGCUCAUCGUAGGUUGCCGUCCUGCGAAGAGACAAGAGACCAAUUUUUCCUUGAUUAUUAUCGUAAUACAACAUUAGAUACAGAAAUUCGUAUCGCUUCUUACUUACAAGUAAUGCAUUGUCCUGAUUACAAUGUUAUUAAAACCAUCAAGCAUACUCUUAAAAUGGAAGAAGUCAAUCAAGUCGGUUCUUUUGUAUGGAGUCAUUUAAUGAAUCUCUACAAUUCUGCCUCACCUACCAGAAUCGAAAUUCAAAGUUUGUUAACAGAUCGAGACCUUGAUAAUAAAUUCAACAAUGAUAUUAGAAAGUUUUCGCGUAACUAUGAAAACUCUUUCUUUUCCGAGGAGUUUAAUAUCGGCGCAAAUUAUCAAACAAAUUUAAUUUUCUCGCCAAAAUCAUAUCUACCACGAUCGUUUAAUUUCAACGUUAGUACUGACCUCCUCGGCCAAUCCGUAAAUUUAUUUGAAAUUACUGCACGAAUGGAGGGCCUGGAAUAUUAUGCAGAAAAUCUCUUCGGUCCAAAUGGUAUCUAUAGCAACGAAAAAGUUUCGAAUCAUCUUCGGAAUUUUCUCAGAUAUUUUAGAUCGGCACCGGAAAAAGAAAAUUAUUGGAAUGAUGUGAAACGACUACCUAAUGUUAUUGAUAAUAAUUUCGAUCAUCCGAAAAUUACUCUUGCUUAUAAGAUAUUCGGAAAUGAGUUGAAGUUUACGAUAUUGGAUGGCGACAAGCAAGUGAUGUCCGCACUAGCGAAUUUCAAUCCUUGGCAAAAAAUGAAAGAAUUUUUAGCCAUGCAAGAAAUUCUUUAUGAAAAGACCGGAAUGUUCUUAGAUUCUUCUUACGUCGUACCAACAGGAUCCGGUCUGCCGAUUCGUUUGGAUGUUGCUGGUUCCGCGGCUUGCAAUUUCAAAAUCUCAAAGAUACUCAAUAAUGCUCGAUUAUCUGAUAGAGAGUUCCAACUCACAGCCAAUAUCACUUCCAGCGUAAGUAUCGAUAUAGUAGGCACAAUGACUGUUGAUGCUUUCUACAAAUCUGCCGGGCUCAAAUUACGAACAAACAUUUACUCUUCCGGAAUUAUGCAACUUCAUUUGAACUUAAAUGAUACCCGUUUAGUUCGCGUGAGCCUAGGUUUACCAAAUCGUAAAGUAGAUGUGCUCUCGUUGUUUUCCGACAUUGCUUUCAUCAAAAUUAAAGGUGCCGAAAUUGAAGAAAAGUCAUUGGGCAUCUUAGUAGUCAAUGAAGAUCAAAAGAAUUCACGAUAUCCGAUAGUUAUACCCAAAAAUAUUGUCCACAACACUACCUGUAGUUGGGCCGCCUUAAACAGACUGAUAGGUUUGAAAAUGUGCACUGAUUAUCAAUUCACAAAUGUAACCAAAGACACUAAAGCACCUUAUUUUAUCUUAAAUGGGCUCACACUCUUCAAGAUCUCGUUGAUUAAAGCUGAUCCAACUGCUAAGAAUUAUGUAUUGGAGUAUAGCUGGAAUAAGACUCAGGAACAUAACACGUUUAAGGUAAUGUUCGAUACACCUGGCUCGCAAGUGAAUAGAAAAAUAAGCGCUAUUGUAGAUUUUGAUAUAAUAAAUAAUAACGUUACCGCUUUAAUUCAUUCGGCUGGUAAUUCUUUGAUUGCUAAAGGCACAUACAAACGUUCUGAAGAUGAGACUUCCAUAGAUAUCGGUUUUGAUAUCAAUGGUACCAAGCACUUGGAUGCUAGCGUGGGUUAUACGAGGAAAAAAUUCACUAAUGGUUACACUUAUCAUCCUAAAGUCUAUCUAACUAUCAAUAAUGAACGCGUCGCUGCCAUUUCAGGUGCGAUAAGAAACGCGCAAAAAAACAACAUUUCUCAAUUUGAUAUAGACUUGACUUUUCAAACAAAGCGAGUCUGGAGUAAACUAAUCGGCUACAUCGUUCAACGAAACAUCAGUUUAGCCGGCGAUUUUCAGUUAGAUUAUCAGUUGCAACAUAUGCCGAAAAGGGAGACUCUUCACUUGGAAGUCUCGCUAUCUAACCGCUCAUCAAAAACACUCACGCACAAGACUGCCGAACUGAAAUUACAAUCCACCGCUUAUCCGCAACUCAAUACCGUAAUAAGCGCCUGGUAUCAACAAGCUUUCGGGCACUUAGAGCUGCACGCCGAGAUCAAUUCGAAUCCUCAUCUCAAGGAUGACCGGCAUAAACUCACGGCGCAGCUUAUCAUCUCUUAUUCGAAAAUGUAUUUUCAAAAUCAAGGCACAAAAGUAAGCGCGCUGAUAGCCAUCACCAAACCUAUUCAGAAUUUGGAUCUCAAGAUGGGCAUUAAUCAUUACGCCCUCGGCACCGAAUCCAAGACCAAUUUGCUCAUAGGAUAUGCACCGGGCAAGGAGAUUAGUCUAAUCAUCAACAUUAUUAUGCCGCGCAAUCUGUUAUUCUCCAUAGAGAGCCAUGCGAACCUGACAAUUCCGAAUUUCAAUUCAAUGUUGAUCGAUGCACGUAUCAACGAGCGAUCGAGACGUGAAUACGAGUUAGAUUUCUCUGGCACAUGGUUCAGUGGCCACAACAUUACCGCGCGCGGAACUUAUUCCGAUCGAUCAUCAGCUGUUAUCAUCAAUCAUCACUUGAAAAUGAUCUUCAAAUCGCCGAGUUUCGUCGCUCCAAUUCUGCUUAACUGCCACUUGUAUCAGAAUCACAGUGACCUCAGAGUCAGUCUAUAUGCCGAACAAUUAGACUAUGAUAAGUAUGCCUUUGUAUUGAAUCAUACAAUGUUGUCGACUACCAGUAUAAUGUCGUAUAUAGAAGCUAGAUAUCGUGGUAAUGUGUAUUCAGCGAUGACGAAUAUCGAUAUCACGCGAGAAAUUCGUUUAGAACUGCAUUUAGACAAAUGGCGGGACAUACAUUUGACCUUAAGUGGCAUCAACGAAGAAAACCGACAAGAAUUGGCAGCGGAAAUCAAAUGGGACGCCAACAGAGAUCCCGCUUUGAAACUCGCUACAAUAUUACAAUUAAAUAAAGUGUUUCUAAUGGAUGCAGUUUCAUCGGGGAUCAAGCGAAAUGCAAUAAUAACUUUAACUUAUCCGGGUCGCCUAAUAACUGGUUCUUGUGACUUGAUUAUACGUAAUCCGCAUAAUUAUUUGAUAGAUGUUACUGUGAAUUGGAAUCCAGAAAACGCAAUCAAGAUGUCAAUCGGCGCGGACUAUGAUGUGCAACCAGAAGUAACAUUUGUCAAAUUGGAAUCACAAUUGUUAAUGCCUUUCGAACAAUGGAAAAAGACUUCUUUAAACAUGAGAUAUCUAGAAUUGUCAGAUAGCGUUCAAGCUAGUAUCAGUGCUUACUGGAAGGAUUCUCAUGUGAUAACGGAAUUCUAUGCUAGCACAAGCGAGUAUGACGACUUGAAAGAAUGGCUAGCAAAUUAUGCAUUGAACAGCACUCUACAGUCCAAUUCGUGGGUAAUUGUGAAUAUCACUCAUAAGAUAUUACGCUCGGAAACAGCUGAUACACAUGUGCUGAUCAAAUAUAAUCCUGACAAAACGAUUGACGCGCGUAGCAUUUGGCACUUAGAUAAGGAAUCGGACAAUGUGUUUAAUCUUACCGGCAAUCUGCACUUAUACUCGCCUUUGGCAAACUACCGGAAGAAUGAACUCAAAUGUCAACUGCGUCUUAUAACUAACUGGAUGUUCUUCGGCGCAGCUAAUCUCGAACUAGAUAAACGCAAGUACACUGGCUGCUUGAUCGGCGAUCUCGUACGCUGGAAGGAAUCUAAAGUGGAGUUCAAUGUCACUACGCCGUUGAAAAAGCUCGCCUUUGUUCGUGGUAGAUUCGGUCUGUCGGAAAGCAAUCGGCAUGCAGUAGCAGAAAUUGUCACGCCGAAUGGUCCGCUGGGCAUCGAGGCACUGUGCCAAAUCUUCACCGCUGCUUACGACUUCAAUAUCAAAUUCAUGCUAGCGACGCCCAUUGAAGUGCUACAAAAGGCACUCAUAGUGGCCAAAUUAAAUAGGCGCGAAGCCGAUUUCAGGAUUGGUUACAACAAUAUUACGGCAGGCUUUCUCGGUACUUGGCACUAUCACAACAUUACCGAUUUCGAUUAUAGUUACAUAGUACUCACACCAUUAGAAGGUCUGCACGAAUGCGGGGUGAUUACCAAAUUGAUUGUGGUAUAUACAGAACUCGAAGGUAUGCUAGACGUAGACACAGAAUUCUCAUUAAGACUGGCAAACAAUAAACUUGGUGUCAAAGCUAAGGGCGGACCAAAACCUCCGCCUGUUAAGAUUCCACUGAAGCCGGGAAUUAUAUCCCCAACAGACGAUUCUGAUAUCGAUGAAUUGGAAGAAGAAGAAGAGGAAGAGGAAGAAGAUGAGGAUGGCCUCUAUUGGCGAGGCGAAAUGCAGAUAUGGCUUGUAAUAAUCCCAGAUAUAUCGGCAGAACUAGAUAUCGAUACUGAAGGUGAUACUUAUAAGAUUCUAAGCACAAUACAAUUGCCACCCGGCAAAAUUAUCAUUGACGAUAGCUUUUCCAUGGAAGAUGUUUUUCAUAUAAAGAAUGAUCUGCAUAUUGAUUUAAUGUUUAGCAGUAUCAGAGAGAUCACAUCAUUUUAUACAUUUUUAAUUGAUCCUGAAAAACUGACUUAUCUUAUGGAAAUGAGUGUGAACGUUAGACAAAAUAUUACAUGGAUCGAGACCGGAUUUCACGGCAAUUAUACAUAUCAAGGCGGCAUGAAUGAUAAGAAGGCACAUUUCGUCAGAUUAAAUAUAAAAACACCUUUAGAAUUUCUUAAGGACUUUCGUAGUAACGCAAUUCUCGAAAUCGAAGGGAAUCUAUAUAAAAGUACAGUUACAAUUCGUGAGAAUCAAUUAAUCUUGGAUUUAUUUGGAAAUAUAAAGAUAGAGAAAGCUUUGUUUGAUAUAAUGAUUUCUGGUGCAAUCGAUUCACCCCUUAUGAAAAUACCAAAAACUACAAUCGCCGCAAUAAAGAAUUUUACCGGUAAUAAAAAGCAACUUAAAUUCAAUGCAAGAAUCGAAGAGCCUGUAUCAAAAUAUACAUCCUUCGAGUCUGCCUGGCAAAUAGACGAACAUCUUAUGCAAGCUUCUGCAAAAUUAGAAAGUUGGAUAAAGGUUUUAGAAGCACUGGAAGCUGACAUUCUAUAUAGCAAUGCGAUUCGUGUAAAUAAUACCGCUAAAUUGAACGUACGCGUAAUGCAUCUCGGCAAUCAAGAAUAUCAGCUAGCUGGAAAUCUAAAUAAUGGUAAGAUCGAUGCCGAUCUACAUACGCCGCUGUCGCAAAAGCCUCAUUUCCAGUUCCACGGAGAUUUAAGACAGAUUAAUGAAUCAUUGUACGAUGUUAGAGGAGAAUUAAAGGACCAGCUGCAAGUAAAAUCUUAUGAUGUCAGCUCUGUUAUCUUCGUACAGAACGAUACUUUGGCUUCGAUAGAUGUGAGAGCUGAGCCGAAAAGCGCAAACACCGAUCGAAUCAUUUUGAGAUUGAAGAGGAAGACAUACGGUCUUUUGUUAGAUGUCGACAGUGGGUCAUUUAAUGGUACCGUCGAUGCAAAUAUUCUCAACAGUCUAAAUUGGGAUGUGAGAGUUCACACGGAUAUUGAAAAAGCUAAUAAAAUAGAUACUUAUCAGCUGAAUACUUUCAUGAACGUGCAAGUAAAUGGCAACGCCACUCUGUACAUUCAAGCCGAGACACCUUGGAAUGAUAGCAGAAUUAUGACGGUAAACGGCAAUAUGAUGUUGACCAACACGAGCGGUAACGUUCAGCUAAAUCAUCGAUUGAAUGACGAUAAAUGCCAUGCAGCUAUUCAAUGGAAACUAAUGUACAUGGAAGAUAUGUUAUUGAAAUUGAUCGCAGGAUAUGACACCGCAAAUCUAGGCAAGAAAGAGCUUUCGACUCAUGUAUUCUUCAAGAAUCUUGAUCGAUUAUAUAGAAAUAUCGAUGUAAGUUUGGAUUUAGACAUUGAUCGAAAAAUGUGGGAGUUCGAAACGAAUGCAACCAUAAGUUUUCGCAAUAUGCAAAACAUGGACGCGGUAUUCGUUGUGAAAUUGCCACCUCCGAAUAAUGAUGACCAUCGGUUCUUGAUCAGUUACCAUACUAACAAGGAAAUGCAGGAUAUUUCUUAUGUACUGGGCUACAAUGCUAUUCAAGCGAAGAGUAAUUAUGCUUCGGAUGGAUCGAUUCAUAUGGCUACGCGUGAUAUUAAUGGGCACUUGCGAUUGACAUGGGGUUUACUACCAACGCAAUCUGUGAACAAUCUCUUUAAUAUCACUUUCAAUAAAAAGGAAAUUGAGCUCAAGUAUUCUUUAUAUACACCAAAAUUUCUGCAAGAAGAAACGCUUGUAUUCCUCUUUAGUUACGACGCUAAUUCCGCUGAACGAACUUUAAUUAAUGCUGAUCUCUUUUAUCCUUCAAGACAGCAGAUUGGAACUGCAAGAAUAUUUUAUAAAAGUUUAAUCAACAUUAAUGGAACUAUUAAUGCUUCCAUAUCUACGCAGAAUUUAUUUUUCAUCGGAUGCGAUUUUAUUGUACUUACCACUUUGAAGCAGAAUAAGAGAUUCAUCGAGUGCUUUUGGCCUAAUAAUACGGCUUUGCUCAACUCUGAUUACACUUAUUAUAGCGAGCGAUUAGAUUCGAAUCUAGAGGGUAUUUUGCACGUAGAAAUUCCUUUGACUGCUCGUCAUAUCGGUCAUCUAACUUACGGUUAUAAGAAACGUCCACAGGUCACCACAGGCCAUUCAGUCUUGACGUAUAACGAUCUGCAGAUGUUACAUGGCCAAUAUAAUUCAAAGAGUGAAUCGCGGGCUGGUUUCGAUAAAGAGCACAUUCAAAUUACUGUGCAGAACGUUUAUAGACCUAUAGGUAUCGUCUACGUGAACCAAUAUGAAUAUAGUGGUGGAAACGAGGGAACUAACUAUCCCACCAUCGAAUUCAAACAAGUAAAUAUUUAUCGAUUAGACAACAGCUCGGUCUUUAACAUCACCGGUGAAUCCAGGAUUCGAACUACUCAUACCGGCCAGGACAUCCAUUUGAAAGCGAUACAUUUGAACAAAACGAUUCAAUUAAAGAUAGAUUAUCAGGUAUUGCCUGGCGAGUUCGAUCAAAAUACGUGGUUAAGUUUAGCCGAGGAUGCCUGGGUGUCUUAUCAUAUAAACAUCCUGAAUAAAACCACCGAAGAUAUGGAUAAUCAAUUCCUCAUCCUUAGUUUAUCUUAUCCCUCACGAAACUUCACUAUAGAUGGCUUGUAUAAGAUUACCAGCGACGAAGUAAGCUCCGAAGCAAACUUACAAUGGGAACAUGACGAUGAGAAGUCGAGGAUCGUUGGUGCCGCCUUCAAUUGGACGAAUGACAAUAUCACAUCCGUAGAGAACCAACAGCAAGUCGUAUUGAGUUUUCGACAUCCGACUUUUGAAAAGAAUGUCACGUUAAAGGGCAUACUAAUGAAAAGAGAUCAUAGGGAUUUAUUAAACGCCGUCUUCGUCGCGGAUUAUUCUACCAACGAGAACAAGUUGUUAACAUUGUCCGCCCUGUUGAGAGACGAGAGUGAUGCAUCAAGCAGGAAAUAUCUCUAUAAAAUAACCGGCAAGCAUGUUAAUAUUAGAUUAGACCUCGAUAUCGAAGGAUUCGUUCGCAGACAAGGAUAUAUGUUGCUCGAAACGGUAAAUCACGCUCGAUACAUGCGCGGCUAUACAUCGAGUGAAACUGGAGAAUUGAUCGGUCGAAUCGAUCGAAAAUCGAAAGAGAUAUUUUUCCGACGAGUAAAUAAUGAUGCAAUUAAGUAUUUCGCGAUCGGUUAUUAUCCUUCAUCUUCUCGUUACGUCAUGAAUGGUAGCGCUAUCAACACACCGGAACUCAACGCUACCGGCAUUUUCUUUUUGGAUCCUAGUGAGAAUCUUAUCUGGUCGAUGGUUAAUUACACGCCCGAUGCACAAGUAAGUUUAAGAAUGCAUGGCAAUAUUCCGGAUGCUCGAAAUGCUAUAUUUAACAUUUGGAGAACCUAUGAUGAUGAUUUAACAAUUUCGGACGUUUCAUUCUACUUGAAAUUAAAUCAUUCAAGACUUGUUACUUCAACUUUGCGAUGGCGGCCCGAACUCAGGAGUGAUAUUAUUAUUGCUAUAAAAACAACUUUUAAUGAAAUGUGUGAAAACAUAAACAAUGAUAUCGAUUAUUGGAAACAAUAUAUAAAAAGUGAAGUAUUAAAUUCCAUUACAGAUGUGUGGGAAGACGCUCAGCAAGAUAUUUCAGGUUUUCUUGACGAUUGGUAUGAUCUAAAGAAUCUCGAGCAUGACUUUGAAGAUCUCAAGGUAUAUUUGAACAAAUCCUAUAAUGCCAAUCACUUUUACAUCAAAGAUGUCGUUGUUCUCGGGAUAUAUGUCAUCGAUGAAUUGUCCUUGCGAAGUCAUAUUCAGUCUCUUCCUAAUAUUAUCAACGAGAUCUGGGGAAUAAUGGGCGAUUCUGGCGAAGCCUUGCGCAAUUCAUUGCUCUGGCUAAUCGAAACCAUUAAAAAUGCUUAUCACAAAAUAUCUGAUAUUAUCAUUGCUGUAUUAAGAGGUGACUCGUUAUCACAAGUGGCGAAUAUAAUAGAGAAGCUGAUUGAGAAAUACGACAUGUUCAUCAAGGAUCUGCACGUAUCUUUCAUUAAGUACGUUGAAAAUCUUUGGAAUACAAUUUCUUCAUCCAUCUCGGAACAAUGGUAUCGCUGCUUGAAGUUAAUGGAACCUUUAUUUAUCCGACUUAUUCAUUAUCUUGAGACAGUCGUCUGGAAAGCGAGCAAAGAAAUGGUUGACUUCUUGUACGACCGUAAAAAAGAAAUCAUUGCAUCGCCGUAUUUCGAUCGUUUUACCAACUUUACGCAAGAUAUCGACAAAAUCUAUCGCGACAUUAAAGCAAAUGAUAUAGUGACCAAUGUGUACAAAUAUUCGAGUCUAAUGAUACAGUUCAUAAAAGAACGCUACUUUACCUUUGUACCAUUCGGUAAAGAACUUAAAGAUGUCACAGAUGAAAUCAUGUCAGAAGUAAAGGAGCUUCGAAAACUACCGUCAAUCAACUACGCUCUGGAGAAAUUCGAGCAGAUGUACGAUAGAAUCGGCUACUUCUGUGAGUACUUUGAAGUCAGGACUAAGAUAGAAAGUUUUAUCCGGCUGGUGCACUCCAAGAUUAUGGAUAUCAGCCAAACAGCGUUACAAGCAGAAAAUCGCUACAGGGAAGCUAAGACUAUGUUCAUCUUCGAUCCUAAUCAGGGUCUGAUGUGCUUGGAGCAGAAAUUACCCAUGUCUUGGCACGCCUUCAAUCAGACGCCUGAAUUCCAGGAGAUACCAGAAAUCAGAGCAAUUAUGGACAUCAAAAAAUACUUUGUUACCUCGAACACUACUUUUUGGAGUCUUUAUUAUCAGUAUAAACCAUACUCGGAGCUGUCAAACUGGUUACCGCCAUUCAAAGCGCAAGCCAUGAUUAUCGGCUCUCAUCAUUAUAUUACUUUUGAUGGACGUUACUUUGAUUUUGCUGGAAAUUGUACCUAUUUAUUAGCAAAGGAUUUUGUACACAAUACUUUCGCGAUUUUGGUGAAAUAUAAUAUACAAGCCGAAGGGAUCACUCAUCAGAUCAUAGUAUUGAUUGGAAACAACGCUAUCGAACUGGAUCUCUUCAACGAUACAACGAAGCUAAUCUCCCAAUCAUCCGGUACUACGACGAAUCUGCAGCUGCCGAUAGAAUUGGAUCACGGCACGACAUAUGUUUACCAAGAGGAGAACGUGGUAACGGUAGAACGUAAGCACAACCAAUUCCGGCUAGAGUGUAAUCUCAAGUUUAAUUUGUGCACUUUGGAACUGUCUGGCUGGUAUUAUGGGAAAACUGCUGGUCUCUUUGGUACAAUGAGCAACGAACAGUUUGAUGACAUCCUGGGAUCGGACAAACUAUUUUUAAAAGAUACCGGUAGUUUCGCUCACAGCUGGUCUAUCGACGAAAAUUGUGCUGAUACGAUGAAUCACGCCAACAAGAUCCAACAUCACGACAACGUAAUAUUCAAGUUCUGUGAUGAGCUGUUCAUGAAUAAGAGCUCGGAAUUUGGCAUCUGUUUCGGUGUGAUCGAUCCAUUUGUAUACGCUAGUAUGUGCCUGAACAGUUUCACCGAAGCCGAGGCAUGUACAGUGGCAAUAUCAUACAUGCAGAUAUGUAUGUUCCGCGAUACUUACCUGAGAAUACCCGAUAAGUGCACCACAUGCACCAUGAUGGACGGUAGCCAAGUAACCGAAGGCGAUUUCAAACGAUUGGAGGAAGACAAAGUGCCCCGAUCGGCCGAUGUGGUAUUUAUUGUCGAGGCAAAGAGCUGCAAUCGCGAUACGAAAUUAAAUAGCAGCAUGGAAUUGUUAAUUACACAGCUCGACAAGGAGCUGAAUGACCGAGGUCUUACGGGAAAUCGAUGGUCCUUGAUAACAUUUGGCGGUGACAAAGUGCACGAUCAACCCAGAAGCAUCAUUCUUGACGGACAGAUUUUCACGAAGAACGUAGCACGCUUCGUCGAUUAUUUAAGCUAUGUACCAGUAGGCAGCGGUAGUCAAGACAUUUUCGCUGCGAUUGGAUUUGCUUCGCGGCUCGUUUUCAGGGCUGGCGUGUCAAAAACCUUCAUAUUGAUGCCAUGCUCGCAUUGCGAACCGGAGAAUCAAACGCUGGAGUACUCUGUAUUACACCAAGUAUUGUUGGAACAUGAUAUCACUCUUCACAUAUUAAUGGAUGGCGAUUUCCAAUUUGAGAAGGAGAAGAUUGGCAAGAUGUUGUAUGGCUUGGACGCGACCAAAUCGUACACUAAGAAAGACUUUCGAAUACUAACCGGCGACAUAGAUCUACGAAGACAGGUCAAACUUUCCAAGAACGUGCUAGGUUACUGCACACCACUGGCCUUGGAGACGAACGGCACGAUAUUUAGCGGCGAUAAACUGCGUCGUGAGAAGUUAACUUUAAUUAAAAAAUUUGCGAGCGUUUUCGCAAAGAGAGUCGCUUUUACAGCUGAGCCAAAUAAAUGUCAACUGUGCGAAUGCACUGCUGAUAAUAAUGGUGUUACACAGAUGGAAUGCAUGCCCUGUGUAUAUCCAAUGCCCAUGCAUGUGGAUUACGUGAGUGAAACUUUUAAUCUCAACGAAUCACUCUCGAUGAUGCCGCCAUUAGAUAGCAUUGAUUAUGGCCAAAUCGAUAUAGAGGACGAUUGAAAGUAUAAAACAUAGUUAAAUAAUGAUUAGAUGUUAGAUGACUCGCCGGUAUUAAUCAUAUUUAUUUACAAUAUUCUUUGUAAUAUAAGAUAAAUAUCUACUUCCCUUUCUUACUUCCAAUUCAAAAUUUGUCUUAUAUUGGAAGUAAUAUAAAAUAUAUAUUAAAAUCAUAUAAUUACAUUAAUAAAGUUAUAUCACGAUCAUUCAAGUAUUAAUAAUUAUAAUUUAGAAAAAAAUUCAUGACUAUCGUUGAAAUAUAAUUAUAAGGCUAUGAAGGAGGGGAAGUGUGGUAUGAUCAUUAUGUAAAAGCACAAAACACAAGGUCGAUAUAUAAAACUUUCUUGUCUAUAUAUAUAUUAUCUGUAUAUAAUAUGUGUCUGAGACUUAUAUAUAUAUAAAAAUGUAAUGCAAACCGGGAAAUGGCAAUUGAUUCGCGUUACACUCUUUAUGCGCACACGUGCACGCAUCUUAAAUCGCAUUUAUAUCUUAUUCCAAAGUAGAAUAUGGCGAAUAUAUUCGAACAUCUGUCUCUUCGCGAAAUUCUCCCAAUGUAACAAAGAAAUAAACCUUAUAACGUACAAAGUAAAUCGAAUAAACUUAAUGAUCAACGCGGAAACAAAACGUAAAAAUGUUUCGCGUAUUUCGGAAACUUUCAAUAUGGCCGUGAUAGAUUGAACGUCACAUUAUAUAUAGCGACGAUAGAGACGGAAGAAGAGAGC